This is a messenger RNA of Didymodactylos carnosus, 987 nucleotides long. The record is from the annotation of a GenBank genome assembly. NCBI's taxonomy places the organism in Eukaryota, Metazoa, Rotifera, Eurotatoria, Philodinida, Philodinidae.
AUGGCGAUACAAUAUCAUGUAAUUUUAUUACAUGCUUCAAUGAACAGUAAAAACAAAUUACCGUCAUCGAAUAAAUCCCAUCUUGCUGCCACCACAGUCAAUCCUUUGGUAGAAAACACGCAGCAGACAGAAGUGGAUGAAUUACAUAACGAGAUAAGUAAACUUCAUGAAGCAUUACCAGUUUUAACAAAAGGUGUACAAAUGCUACAAGAAGGAUGUACCAGCAUAAAUAAUGAAUUAAUACCAAUAACAGAUUUAUUAAACAAGUGCCAGCAAGAAAUAAAUCAAUCAAGACAAACAAUACUUGCAAAUAAUUCAUCUAUCAACAGUGUUCAAUUGAAUCAAGAUGUGUUACAACAAGAGGCGAUAUACUUGAAAGAAGGUAUGGAAAAUAUAGCAUCAGCUUCAUACGAUGGUACGUAUCUGUGGAAGGUGAAAAAUGUUGCAGAACUAAUGAGAUAUGCUCAAUCAGAACAACAAACUAGCGUUUAUUCAACGCCAUUUUAUAGUUCAAGAAAUGGUUAUAAAAUGUGCAUGAGACUGUACUUGAAUGGCGAUGGUAAUGCGCGCCGAACACAUUUAUCGUUGUUCUUUGUUGUAAUGCGUGGCGAAUAUGAUGCAAUAUUGAAAUGGCCAUUUUCGUACAAAAUCACGUUUUGUCUCUUUGACCAAUCAGGUCAGCAACGUCACAUUAUCGAUUCGUUUCGCCCUAAUAUUGAAUCCAAUUCAUUUCAACAGCCUCAAAUGGACAUGAACAUCGCUUCGGGUAUUUCAAAAUUUUUUCCUCUAACAAUGCUACAGCAGGAUGAACAUAGUUAUGUCAAAAAUGAUACGAUUUUUAUUAAAUGCAUAGUGAAUUUUAAUGACAUUCCAAGACCGGUAUUUCCCUAUGCAUUUAAUCUCAAUCCUGCGUUACCUGACCAUGUUAUACAAUCAAUGAUAAAAGCAGAAAUCGAACGUCGUCAAGAAGUAUCUAUAAAAUCAUAA